Sorex araneus (European shrew) is the source of this 1192-nucleotide messenger RNA. It is a transcript of the gene SHBG, whose product is annotated as sex hormone binding globulin. The record is from RefSeq and is a predicted model, not a curated record. Lineage: Eukaryota; Metazoa; Chordata; Mammalia; Eulipotyphla; Soricidae.
UCCAGGAUCCCUAGCUGUUCCCAUCUAUACUGGAGAGAUACCCUUGGCUCAAAUUUCACUGCUUACUUCUUUGAAAUAUACAGUGAUAUCUGCUCUGCCAUGCACUCCAUCUGAUCAAGUCCAUCCAGACAUUAGGGCCAUCCUACUGUACCUCAGCAGUGGUCCAGGACAAGAGCCUGUCACCAUCAUGACCUUUAACUUUACAGAAUCACAAGUCUCUUCCUCCUUUGAAAUUGAAACCUGGCAACCCCAGGGGUGGGUGAUUUUUAAUGGUGACACCAACACAAAAGAUGACUGGUUUAUUCUAGGAUUUUGGGAUGGGAGACCUGAGAUCCAACUGCACAACCCCUAGGACCAGCUUACAGUGGGCUCUGUACCCCAAGUGAAUGAUGGGUAGUGGCAUCAGGUAGACCUGAUCUACACAAGUGAAAAUCCAUGGGACUCCUUGGUGCUGGAGGUGGAUGAGGAAGAUGUGGUCUGCCUGAGACAGGCUUCUGGGCCUCUGACCAGCAAACCCCAAACCACUUUGAGGAUUGCAUUGGGGGAGAUGGCUCUUCCCUGUUUCAACCUCAGGCUGCCAAUGAUCCCUGCGCUGGAUGACUGCUGGUUGGACCAACAAGUCCAGGCCUCAGCCUCUGCACACACUAGCUUCAGGAGCAGUACAUUAGAGUCCCAGCCUGGCACUUCCUUCCCACCAGGAACACAAGCAGAAUUCAAUACAUUCCAAGGCUUAUGGACUUUUUCUCUAGACCUGAGGCUCCAGCUUGCAGCAGACUCAGGCCACCUUCUUGCUCUGGGGACCCUGGAAAACCCUUAUUGGCUGAGCCUUCAGUUCGAAGAUCCGAAGGUGAUGCUGUCUUCUGGGCGAAGACCCUCAUGAAGUCUGCCCCUGAUCUUUGGACUUCCUGUUCACCUGAAGCUGAGUGAAUCCAGGGUAGUCUUGAGCCAGGGAUCACAGCACAUCCUUGCUCUGACUCCGUUGGGGCUUGGCUCCUUCCUCAAGGCCCAGCCUCAGGGGUGCCUGGUCCUCAGGGUGUUAUUAGGAGAAGCCUCUUCUGCUUCCUUUUGCUUGGAUGGUCUUUGGGCACAAGGCCAGAAGCUGGAUCUGGAUUAGAACCUGUGCAGAAGUCAUGACAUCUGGACUAACAGCUGUCCUCACAGCCCAGGCAAUGAUACCAACAUUACCUAUUAA